GAUGUCUCAUGCAAGUGAAAUGUGGUGCUAUCCCUGGAAAUGGAAGCUGCAGCACUGUCUCUGCUUGUUUACCACAUAUAUUAUAUGCAUGCAACAAGCAGUUCAUGGAUGCUACGACUGUAGGAUCGUGCUAACUGACCCCUCUGGAGUUUUCACUUCUCCGUGCUUCCCCAGUGAUUAUCCAAACAGCCAAGCGUGCAAGUGGAUCAUCCGAGCACCUCAUGGAUUUAUCAUACAGCUAACAUUUAUCGAUUUUGAUAUUGAAGAAGCUCCAGGCUGCAUUUAUGAUUCACUGACAUUAGACAAUGGAGAAAGCCCAAUGAACCUUUGUGGCAUCACUGCCAAAGGAUUAUCCUAUAACUCUACUGGAAAUGAAAUGAUUGUGUCAUUUAAGAGUGACUUCAGUAUCCAAAAGAAAGGUUUUAAUGCCAGCUAUGUACGAAUUGCUGUGUCUCUGAGGAAUCAGAAGGUGAUCAUUCCCCAGGUCCCUGACGUGGAUACUGUGUCUGUGGCAGGGACAGUCUCAGUGCCAGAUCUUAGCCAGUUUACACUGUGCUUUGAAGCAACCAAGGACAGCAGCGAUGACAGUGACGACUGGAAGGUUUUCUCCUACACUGAUGCAGAGUCAAUAGAAUUCUUCAGCUUUGGGAAGACCACAAAAGGCCAUUUUCUGUUCAUCUCAGGCACACAGUGCAUCCUUGAGAAUGCAUUGCCCCGAAAUGCAGAGUUUUUCACAGGAACCUUUCAACAGCUCUGUGUUGUAUGGAAUAGCUUCUCGAGCACUAUAGGUAUAUAUGCCAAAAGCACCUAUCGUACAGUGUACUGUCCGGGCGUCUUUGACAAAGUAAUCCCUGGAAACGGGAGGCUGCUGCUGGGCUCUAACAGCAAUGAAGUGAGCUCUCUAAAUGGGGACAUUUACAACUUCCGCCUCUGGAAUUUCACCAUGAAUGCGCAAACACUGGCCAACCUUAGCUGCGAUGUGAAAGGAAACAUUGUAGACUGGGAAAAUGAAUUCUGGAGUAUUCCAACUUCAGCACUGAAAGCAGAAAACAAUUUGAGUUGUGGCUCAUACCUAAUUCCCUCUUCUUCAAUUGAACCAACCAGUUGUGCAAACCUAGGAAGCCUUUGCCAAGCUACUGUAAAUGUUUCUACUACUACACCACCCACUGUCACCACUAACAUGCCCGAUACUAAUAGAAACGAUAAGCCAAACAAUGACCUGCAGGAAUUCAGACUUCCUGCUACGGUUAUCUUCAGAAUGAAGAGAAAUUCACCUGAAUCCUCCCAUUCACGACCACAGUGGCAGCAAGAGUCUAAGAUAGAAGGGGUCAAAAACAUAGGAAUUAUCUCAACCCCAAUUAUUUGGCCAGUGAAACAAAGGCCUCUGCAUUUCAGUAAAAACUCAGCAGAUGAGAACCCAGAGAGAAAAAACACAUACAGCUUGUUGCUUCCAACCAUGUCCUCCUCAUCUGCUUCUGAGGACACCAGCAAUGAAACCUUGGCUGCUUUUACAGAAAACAUCAACCUAAAUAAUACUAUGAUGGAUCAGCUGCAAAAUGAAAAUAUUUUUAAUUAUUCUGGAAGUUCAUUUCAUGGCACUUCUGAUGCAGCAGAUGCUGUUACAGAGCCUUCUGUGAAUGCAGCAGUUCCUGUUCUUCACAGCAGAAGUCCUAAGGCAGAUCUUGCAUGGACUUUGGCAAAUGGGCUAGGUCAUUCUGGCUCUGAGCCAGCAUGCCACUCUCCCGUUAGCAGCAGCAGCACUGCUUACGAACCCAUCAAAGAAACUGUGUGGAUUUCAUCCUCCAACAGCGACACAACCAAUUUCAUGCAUACAAACAUCUUGGAGCCCGUGAACUGGUGGAAUGAGACUGUAUUUCAUCAUCAUAUUACCUCUGACCUUCCAGAAGAUAGACAUAAUUCUCUUUCUACUUUAUCUAUGUCAUUUACAGAGGAGAAAUCACCAUUACAAAAAAGUAGGCUAGAUUUGCUAGACUUGGCACCUGAAAAUUUUUACCUGGAAAUGGUAGAAGGCAAUGCUGAUAGGCAAACUUCUUCUAUGUUAGCAGCAGACAGUGAAUUUCAGUUUAGAAAAUCUACACACAUUAAGGAACAUCACUCAGGAGGCAUAACAAAUUUAACCUCUAUGGAGACUCCAUAUGCAAACCCAACAAGUUUUUUUCAAAACAUGAAAAAACCCUACACAAAAUUUAUGUCUGACAUCCAACUGACAAAUUCAGUACUAGGACACAGUAGAGAGCUACUAACAUUUUCAGCAUUUCUGCUAAGACCAGGUUGGACAAGCGCAGCAUUUAAGCAUAUUGUAACAACCCUAUCUAUUUAUCAACAAGCAUUGACUGACACACCCUUGAAAAGUGACAGCAUGUUUAUAUCUAAUAGUAAUUACUGGUCUCAUUACUUACAACAUUCGUUUUAUAUUCAAAAGCCAAGUGAGACCCUCAGAAAUGGAGUACUGGAUAAAUACUUAGAUUCAUUUCAUGAUACUAAUGAAAAUGAAGAGAUAGCCUUUUCCAUAUUAGAGCCAGAGAACAUGAAUACAAUUGGCAACUCCUGGGACUCAGGUUACUUGGAUUUUCCAACAAAAUAUGUAGAUAUCUCCCCCUCUGUAAGAGCAAGUUUCUGGACUGUUCCGCAUCAUUUGAAAGAAGCAUCUCAAGUGUUUUCUGGGGAGCCAUCAGAAAAUUGGUGGUUCUCAUUUAAUAAACUGAUUUCUUCCCCAACAGACAGACUGCUGUCCGUUAGUUCAUAUGCUAAGUCUGACAGUAUCUCUGAAAAACCAUCUACCAUUAGAUUAUUAGGUCACAGAGCUGAAGAAAUGAAUUUAUCUAGUCCUGUAUCAGCUUUGAAAACACAAAUCUUUAGUUCAUUUAUUCCAGACAUUUCAGAGAGAAUUUCAGAAAGUAAUGGCAGGACAAUAUCACAAUUGCAGUCAACAAUUAACUUUGCAAACCUAACUGUGACUUCAAACAGUGAACCUUAUUUUGACUUUCCUUUCCCUUCCUUCGAAGCACCUUUCAGUCAAUCCUCUGUGUGGGUACAGGUAAGUCCUUUUGAUCAGGUACUUCAAAACUCCACAGAAAAAUUAAUAUUUGAUAGUUUGCACAUGCAAAUUCAAACUGACAUAGUAAGUGACCAAACCAACAUGAGCUUCCUAAACAGUAAUCAUCAGCUUGUUUCUGCCCUGCCAACACAUUCAGGAGCUCAGCCUUCUUGUUCAAGGAAUAGCAAAGCUGCUUUCUUGAUCAGUACACCAGUUAAGAGUUUGGUAAGCAGUACAAGAACACAUGGAACACCACAGUCUCAAAGUCUUUUGGAGAAUGAUGCUGUAACAAAUACCAUUUAUAAAGCAAGAAGUAAAGUUCAAAUAGAUGCAGGCGUUUUUGUAAAAAGCAUCAGUUCAGUGAGUUCUGACUUCCUUCCAAUGACAUUGCCUUUGGAAUUAAGGCACCUUCUUCAUUCAGACUCAAAAUUCAGAGUUAGUGUACCUCCUAACAGCUAUUCCACACCUCCACUCCCAGAAAGUUUUCAGAACCAUCUUGAUGCAACUUCUCCAAGCCUGAUGCCUCAGUGGGAUGUAGCAGAGUUAGGCUUGCCAACAACAGUAACAUUGAGAAGUUAUCUAACUGUUUUAGGACGAAACUCCAUUGAAAAUCAAGUUGACAGUCUAAGAUCCUCUCCAUGGGCAGUGGAACAAGAAAUCAUUGACAGUAAUGAAGAUGUAAGGAAUUUUGCUGUUCUGACAUCAACAACCAUAUUGAGGCUUUCCGAAUGGGAUUCAGAAGGGGAAGUGUAUGGGUCCUUCAGCAAGCACAGAGAAGACAUUCCUUCUCUGAAUAUUGCUAGUACUCAUGCCUCGGAUUUUGUAAAUGCUGAUUAUGAUGAACGUUUUGCAAAUCUCUCGUCUUUUUUGGAGUCAUCGAAAACUGCAAUAAUUAAUGAUGCCUUACCUUUGCCAUCUUCAUAUAGCAGAGUUGUUAUUCAACACAAAGACACCAUCUUGUCAAACACUCUGACAACAUCUGCAGCAGCCAUCUAUCACUCUGUCAUGCAGUCCCAAACGCCAUUUUCUUCUGUAACAUACCAUCAGUCAUCAUUUUCAGCACGUGUUCAUUCCUUGGCCGAUUUGCCAUCUGGGACAAGCCAAAAUACCACCACUUACUCGCCACUGAAUCAACUUACUAGCUCUGCUGCAGUCCUUUUAUCUUGUUUAUGUGACUCCAUCACUGAGCUGGACUGCUUGUGUCGACCUGAGGUCAACCACA
Molecule: messenger RNA, 4280 nt
Organism: Acanthisitta chloris (rifleman)
Lineage: Eukaryota; Metazoa; Chordata; Aves; Passeriformes; Acanthisittidae
Exons: 6
Molecular function (GO): serine-type endopeptidase activity
Source: RefSeq, a predicted model, not a curated record